Molecule: messenger RNA, 1260 nt
Organism: Glycine soja
Lineage: Eukaryota; Viridiplantae; Streptophyta; Magnoliopsida; Fabales; Fabaceae
Product: class V chitinase-like
Exons: 2
Coding region: 22-1119 (365 amino acids)
Biological process (GO): chitin catabolic process; carbohydrate metabolic process
Cellular component (GO): extracellular region
Molecular function (GO): chitin binding; chitinase activity
Source: RefSeq, a predicted model, not a curated record
UACAUAAGAGGCACAAAGAAAAUGGCCAACUCGAAGAACAAUUUAAUUCUAGUUUCCACUCUCCUUAUGUUGCUUCAACUCCACUUCACCCCAUCAAAAGCCGCCAUCAAAGGAGGCUACUGGUACUCCGAAAGUGGCCUUGCAGUUUCCAACAUUAACCCCUCUCAUUUCACCCACCUCUUCUGUGCAUUUGCCCACCUCGACCCCAACACCAACAAAGUCACCAUUUCCUCGUCAGACUCAUCUCAGUUCUCAACCUUCACUCAAACCCUCCAAGCAAAGAACCCUUCAGUGAAGACCCUUUUGUCCAUAGGCGGCGGUUUCGGUCCUUCUUUGGCUGCAAAUUUCUCCAGAAUGGCAAGACAAGCCAACACCAGAAAAUCAUUCAUAGACUCUUCGAUCCAACAAGCCAGAUCGAACAACUUCCUCGGACUUGACCUAGAUUGGGAGUACCCUUCCUCGGACACAGACAAGACCAACUUUGCAUCACUCAUCAAGGAGUGGAAAGAAGCUGUGACCAAAGAGUCUAGAACCUCUGGAAAGGCACCACUGCUCUUAUCUGCUGCUGUGGCUGGCUCUGACCAGAUCACACCUUUAAAAUACUACCCAGGAAAAGACGUAGCCAACAACUUGGACUUUGUCAAUGUUAUGGCCUAUGACCUUUUCACCUCAGAAGGGUACCCCACAGUGACACAGCCACCUGCUCCUUGGAACAACCCUAGAGGCCAAUUCAGUGCAGAACAAGGGGUCACGGAAUGGAACAAAACUUUAGGGGUGCCCUUAAACAAACUGAAUCUGGGUUUGCCCUUUUAUGGUUACAAGUGGAGUUUGUCAGAUUCUAAUAAAAAUGGACUCUUUGCACCGGCCAAGCAGGGACUUGGGGCAGUGAAGUACAAGGAUAUCAAGAAUGUUGCGGCGCAGGUUGUGUUUGAUUCCACUUAUGUUACCAAUUACUGCUUCAAAGGGACCGAUUGGUUUGGCUAUGACGACACUCAGAGUAUAUCUGCAAAGGUUGUUAAUGCAAAACAAAAGGGAUUGGUUGGAUAUUUUGCUUGGCAUAUUGAACAAGAUAGCAACUGGGCUCUUUCUCAAGCCGCUUCUCAAGCAUGGGGAAUGUAGCUAUGGAUUUCGGACACAGACAGCUAAUAAAUUGAACUUAACAAAUAAAACUGUAUUACAAUCUGCGUGCGCAGUACAUUCAUAAAUAUGAAAUAAACUUCAAUCUCAGCUAUAUGAUAUCAAUGGGUUUUAUCUUUUGCA